Messenger RNA from Trichoderma citrinoviride, 3498 nucleotides. RefSeq names its product heavy metal translocatin. The transcript is spliced from 2 exons. Gene Ontology annotation, cellular component: membrane. NCBI's taxonomy places the organism in Eukaryota, Fungi, Ascomycota, Sordariomycetes, Hypocreales, Hypocreaceae. Gene Ontology annotation, biological process: monoatomic cation transport; copper ion homeostasis. The record is from RefSeq and is a predicted model, not a curated record. Gene Ontology annotation, molecular function: copper ion binding; ATP hydrolysis activity; P-type divalent copper transporter activity. Bases 90 to 3389 code for a protein of 1099 amino acids.
CUGCUGUAGAACCAGCAUAUGCUGAUUCUUGGGAGCUCUAAGCACUGCUAAAUCACCGACUGGUGAAACGACUCGGCAGGUCGCACACAAUGGCUCCGUCCAAUACGGCUACGACGGCCUAUCUGCUGGGCAACCUCCACUGUCCAUCAUGUGUGACGCUCAUCAAGUCUCUGCUGCAGGAGACGUUUGGUGACAAGAUUGUUUGGGUCUCACCAAAUCUGGUGACAUCCAUUGUGACAGUCGAGCAUGAUGACCAUUCGCCGGACUUUGUACGUGCGAUAGGAAAGACACUUGAAAAUGUCGGCUUCGAGAUCUGUGGAGUUGAUACCACUGCCACUGGCGCCGAAGACCUUAACAGCACUUCGCAAGGCGAUAUGCCUGAGAGACACGGCAUUUUUGAGAGCUGGUCUAGUUUAUGGGCCCAAAAGCAGCCGGCGCCGGCGGUUGAGGCUACCAAGGCUGCGCAUCUGGAGAACUGCGAGUCGUGUCGAACUCACAGGCCACACGACGAUGAAGAUGGCGGUAGUAUCGACCAGAAACUCAAGCCAUCAUCAUCAUCAUCUACGAGCCUCCGCAAGGAUCCGCUCACCGGCACGGUACCGCUUGACGGCGUUGUCACUGGUGACGGAAACCCGCCUCCGCUAUGGCGGGCGACGAUAUCCGUUGGCGGAAUGACCUGCGCGGCUUGUGUCACCGCCAUAACAAACGAGUUACAGAAGCUCCCCUGGGUGUCAAAGGUUGCCGUCAACCUUGUGGGGAACAGCGCCACAAUCGACUUCGUGGGCCAGGAUAAAGAGAAGGACCUUGUGGAGGCGAUUGAAGAUAUUGGCUACGAUGCCGCAAUCGACCAGGUCGUUGAUAUCAAUGACAAGAAAGCCAUGUCAGACGAGCGACAAGUGGAAAUCCGCAUCGAUGGCAUAUUUUGCCCUCGUUGCCCUCAGAGGAUCAGCAAAACCCUGAGCAGCUUCGGCGCACAUGGGGUACAGAUUCUGGCGCAGCCGUCCAUGGAGCAUCCAAUUCUCAAACUGCGUUACAUCCCGAACGCGCCCAGAUUUACCAUCAGACACAUCCUCAGAAGCAUCGAGGCGACAGAUCCGUCUCUCCGCGCGAAAAUCUACCACCCGCCAACGCUUGAAGAGCGGUCGAGGGCCAUCAGGGCGAAGCAUACCCGCCAGCUGUUCUACAGACAGGUCUUGACCAUUGUUCUCGCCAUUCCGACAUUCGUUCUUGGCAUUGUCUACAUGAGCCUUGUGCCAGACUCCAACUCGACCAAGCAUUUCCUGAUGAAACCAUGGGUAUCUGGUCUAAGCCGUGUAGAGAUUAUACUCUGCCUGCUUGCUACCCCGGUGUACUUCUUUGCAGCCGACGUCUUCCAUGUGCGAGCCAUCAAGGAACUGAGGACUCUGUGGCGGCACAGCAGCCGCACACCUUUCCUGCAACGAUUUUACAGAUUCGGCAGUAUGAAUAUGCUCAUGUCCCUGGGAACGAGCAUCGCCUACUGGUCUUCCAUCGGCCAGAUGAUUGCGGCCGGAGCCGACCGCAAUCAUGCUGAAAUCCCCAACGAUCGCUUCUACUUUGACUCCGUCGUCUUCCUGACCCUCUUCCUCCUUGCUGGCCGACUCAUUGAGGCGUACAGCAAGUCCAAGGCAGGCAAUGCAGUCGAAGCCUUGGCCAAGCUGAGGCCGACCACUGCUCUGCUGAUUGAGCAGGACAAGCUGCAGGGCCAGGUCACCACGACGAUAGAUAUGGAUCAGCUGGAGCACGGAGAUGUCAUUCGGGUGCCUCACGGCUCUUCGCCGCCCGUUGAUGGCGUCAUAUUAACCGGCGAGACGACGUUUGACGAAUCGAGUCUUACGGGCGAAUCACGUCCUAUCAAAAAGGGCGAAGGAGAUGAGGUAUUUGCGGGAACUGUCAACAAGGGAGCGGCGGUAAUUGUCAAGGUCACGGGGACUUCUGGAAAGUCCAUGCUUGAUCAGAUUGUCGAAGUCGUCAGAGAAGGACAAGCCAAGCGGGCACCGAUGGAACAAGUAGCGGAUCUCAUUACGUCCUACUUCGUCCCCGUGGUGACUCUCAUAGCCAUCAUCACUUGGGCCGUCUGGAUGGCGCUCGCAUUUUCACAUGUGGUGUCAAGCGAAGAGCUGGGUUCGUCGGGUGGUGCCACAGCGUUUGCCUUUCAGUUCGCCAUUGCCGUAUUUGUUGUCGCUUGCCCGUGUGGACUCGGAUUGGCUGCCCCAACGGCCAUCUUCGUUGGGGGAGGACUCGCCGCCAAGUACGGAAUCCUGGUCAAGGGCGGCGGCGAGGCAUUUGAAAAGGCAAGCAACGUGGGCUGUGUCGUCUUUGACAAGACGGGGACACUCACAGUGGGAGGAGAGCCUCAGAUCACUGAUUCUGUUCUCUUCCCCGACAAGGCCGUCGACGGACUCGAUGAGCAGACUCUGCUCUCUGCCAUGAAAGCCACGGAGGAAAACAGCAGCCACCCCAUUGCAAAGGCCAUUGUCGCAUUUUGCAAGACGGAUGCCAAGCAAGUUGAGCUCGAAAGGAUCGAAGAGGUGCCGGGCAAGGGUAUCACGGCCAGCUGUAAGACGCAUCCUUUCGACAUUGCGGUGGGCAACGAGAGUCUGAUGCGAGAUCUGUCAGUCUUGCUUUCUCCCAAGGUCCAGGGCCUACUGGAGACGUGGAAGCAGGAGGCCAAAUCCGUCGCUCUCGCCGCAACAAAGCCUCGUGAUGGCAGCAGAUGGACGGUGACUGCCGUGCUCUCCAUCUCGGACCCCAUCCGCGAGGAGACGCUCCCAGUGCUCGAGGCACUGCAGAAGCGUGGCGUCGAGGUGUGGAUGCUGUCAGGCGACAACGUGACGACGGCGCAAGCUGUGGCUCAGAGGGUGGGCAUUCCUGCAUCCAACGUGUUUGCGGAGGUGCUGCCCUCGGAAAAGGCGGCCAGGAUCAGCUACCUUCAAGCCUCGAUGAACAGCAACGGCCGCCGCCCCAUGGUUGCCAUGGUGGGCGAUGGCAUCAACGACUCGCCGGCGCUUACGACGGCAGACGUGGGCAUCGCCAUCGGGUCUGGGAGCGACGUGGCCAUUUCGAGCGCUGACUUUGUGCUGGCCACGUCGAAUCUGCACUCGGUGCUGACGCUCCUAGACCUCAGCCGCGUCGUCUUCCACCGGAUCAAGCUCAACUUUGGAUGGGCGGCUGUGUACAACGUGUGUGCCAUCCCCAUUGCGGCGGGAUGCCUGUAUGCCAUCAGAACGUCGAGCGGAUCCCACGUCAAGCUGGAUCCUGUGUGGGCAUCCUUGGCCAUGGCCUUGUCGAGCAUCAGCGUGGUGCUGAGCAGUCUGAGCCUGAGGACCAAGAUUCCCUGGCUCGGCUUUCGCAACAAGCAGAUUGUGUGAUGGCGUCAGGGCACGGGAUACCACGGGCUGUAUCUCUUUGGUCAGGAUCAUUAUGCGUUGAUAGUUUUGCAUUCAUCCAUAUAGUACUCUAGUCUAGUUUAAUCCAUCA